CCUACCUACCGUUUACAUUAUUUUGAUGUUCGUGGAAGAGGGGAAGGCAUCCGACUUCUGUUUGCAGCUUCAGGACAAAAAUAUGAAGAUAAAAGAUAUACUCGCGACGAAUGGAAUCUGUUCAAACCACGGACGCCUUUUAGUCAGAUGCCAGUUUUAGAAAUUGAUGGUAAACUGUAUGGACAAUCUGGUGCCAUUGGACAAUAUUUAGCUAGA
This is a messenger RNA of Lottia gigantea (owl limpet), 216 nucleotides long. RefSeq lists its product as hypothetical. The annotation marks the transcript as partial. Gene Ontology annotation, molecular function: glutathione transferase activity. Lineage: Eukaryota; Metazoa; Mollusca; Gastropoda; Lottiidae. The record is from RefSeq and is a predicted model, not a curated record. The transcript has 2 exons. Gene Ontology annotation, biological process: glutathione metabolic process.